CUGUAGACAAUUUCUCAAAGUCGCAUCUCGAGAUGGAUUUUUAAGUUCCAUUGACCCUCACAGGCGUCACGGUUGCAUCUCGGCCUAUAAUGGCCUCAAAAUCACGAACCCAGAGCGCCUUCCUCGCACCCCCCGCCGACUCUCCACAAAGCACUACCCAACCACAAACCCCCGCUAUCCCGCGCCGUCAAGCAACCCUCUACGAUGCCAUUGCCGGCCGCAGCACGCAACACGGCCUCACCCGCACCCCGACUCCGCACGCCAUCGCCCCCGAAACAGUCCUCUUCCAACGUGCCGCCGCCCCGGACCGACACGUAGAGACGGAUACAUAUUUUGCAUCUGAUGAUGCCGCGGGGCAUCUACCCGACUCGGAUCUGUUGAAGGCAUUACAUGUAUAUGCUGCGGACUUUUAUGCCGCGGAGCGAGAGGCAGGUGCCGAUUAUAGGAGUCUCGAUGAGACGGCGCUUUUGGCCCUGGGGGUACUAAUGGAGGAGUUAUGCCGGGAGCAGCUUGGGGACGGGGGAGACUUGGUGUUUACUGAGGGAGAGGUGGAGGAGGAAGGGGUUGGGAGGGCAAGAAGUCAGUCGCGGGGUGUUGGCCGGGAAGGGAAGAGGAGGAAAGUCGAGAGAGAGCUCGACGGAUGAUGAGAGUGGAAUUGCUACAUUGCCGACAAGCAUGGUGCUGAUGCGGGGAUUUCCAUUCAAUAUAUAUGGACUGCCGAAGCGCAGACGAGCAUGACGCGGCUCCCCACACCGCGACAGGAGAAGUCCAGACUCCACCUCAGCCGCGUGAAACACCAACAGCGAGAGUCACGGGCCUGGACCGGUGAGCUGACUCGUGGGAGGAGGCGGGGACAUAAAAAUCCUUCACACACGUGCGCCCGAGACCUCGAUGGGCAACGUCCUUGUGCUACCACGAUCUCCGACCGCGGCAACACGUGCGUUGCAGAGGACAUGUCAUAUCAUGGCGAUGCCAUGUCUACCGAUAGGCCAAGUGAGGUGAGAUUAGAUGAGGUGGCCGAGAGACCUUAGCCAAUGCGUUGGUGGUUUCUCGCACACCAAGAGAAAAAAACAGGCUUGUGUGCGCGAUGGAUCGCCCUGAAUGUCUCACCGAGACAACACACUCUCCAAUGCAACAAUGUCUCUCUACCCCUCCCCCCUCAAUCUCUCCAGGCGAGCGGUUCCUUUCCCGUCAUGCAUCGCCUGCACGCACCUUACUCUACAACGGAGUAACCUCCGACUCCAAUCCCAGAAACUUGUAUCUGCAAACCCCUCCCAACUGCCGUAUCUGCCCCCAUUCCAGUGAACGGCCCGCGCCAGAUCUCCACUGCUCCCUGGUACUGACUCGCACCGGAUUGAGAUCCCGCCCCGACGUGGGAGGAGCUCAUAUAGGUACGGUGUCAAUAGUUGGGUGGUUAUGCGGGAGGGCGGGGUAGGUAGUGGGGGAUCUGAUAGGGAGGGGCACAGGGAGCACGGAUAGGGAAGGAUUGGGAAAUGGGAAGGAUGGGGCUGUAGCGCUGAAGAAUUCGAUGGUUUGCAUACGGGAGUGAAGUGGAUAUUGGCGGGACAGUACAGUUUGUAGCGCUGUCGAAAGCGCUGACGUGCGGGAGGGAGUGGAGUGAAAGCUGGGAUGAGACAGACAUCGAUAUCAUGGUGGGGUGGGAAGCUGGGAUGAGACAGCCCUCAAAAUAUGAUAGUGGAGCGUGCGACGCCGGAGGUGGAUAAAAGGGGGUGGCGCCCGUGCUGCCGCCGCGGCUGGGGAGCAGCUUCCGGAUGCCGGGAGUGGGGGGGAUGCGAACGCCAAAAGUUGUUUUUCCUUUGGCCGGGAUGGCGUAAGAUCAAGAUUAGGGCCAUCCAUGAUCUCCUGCGAUGCAGGUGCGAUGUGAGGUCGAUGCCGAUGGCCGAUGCGAUCCCGUACGGUGUUAAUGCGAACUAUACAAGCGUUGGUGCUGAGAGCUACUGCAACGGAGAGCUUUUAGCAGAUGGAUGAAGGCAUGCAUGGGAUCUAUGAGAUUUAGUCACCGAGCAUGCAUGCAUCGUUCAUCUUCGGAGAUCUAGGGCGCCGGCGGGGCGGGAGUGUCCCGCGAGUCAUGGCGUGCAUGAGGAGAGUGCCAGUUUUGGGAUAUGACUGGGGGGUUCGAGGUUGUUUCGUGAUGCGCUGUAGGCGCUGAGUGGACAGGACAGGAGGAACACAAUAUGGGAUAUUCCCUCAUAUCUGAAAAUGCGCAUUACCUACAAAGGAGUAAAUGAAUUCUACGGCAUUCGGGAACUGGCUGUAAUUUUUAAUAUGUAAUUGUGUAAAUUUAUAAUAUAUAUAAUAUCCAUAUAAAAAAUAAAAGAGGCAG
Messenger RNA from Pseudogymnoascus verrucosus, 2344 nucleotides. RefSeq lists its product as uncharacterized. Lineage: Eukaryota; Fungi; Ascomycota; Leotiomycetes; Thelebolales; Thelebolaceae. The coding region runs from base 90 to 644 and encodes 184 amino acids. The transcript has 2 exons. Gene Ontology annotation, cellular component: RNA polymerase I upstream activating factor complex. Gene Ontology annotation, molecular function: RNA polymerase I cis-regulatory region sequence-specific DNA binding. Gene Ontology annotation, biological process: nucleolar large rRNA transcription by RNA polymerase I. The record is from RefSeq and is a predicted model, not a curated record.